UCUCCUGCUGUUCUCAUCUCUCUCGCACACGCACACACGCCGAUCCUGAUGCUGGAGUCAGAGCAUCACCUGCAGUGAGAAGCGCUGGAGUCCCGGAGCAGCUCUCACAGCCGCUAUCUGGAUGUCCAUGAAAGGCAGAGGAUCCAGAUACCAGAAAAGAGUGUCGUUUUCUGAGGAUGAAGAUGAGCAGUGCUGGAAAGAGGAGAACGGCGGUGUGGACGCACAUCACCUGAAAUCCGUCAAGACGGUCAGAGAAUCAUCGGGAUAUUACCGGUACAACAUGAAAUCCUCAGAUACUUUCCCUCAUCGCAGGAUGACCCUACCGCGGGAAAAGGGCCGACGACAGGCGGUUCGCGGACCGGCGUUCAUGUUCAACGCCCGUGGCAGCAGCCUCACGGCGGAGGAAGAACGCUUUUUGGACGCAGCGGAGUACGGCAACAUUCCGGUAGUCCGGAAGAUGCUGGAAGAAUCACCCACGCUCAACGUGAACUGCGUCGACUACAUGGGACAGAAUGGGCUACAGUUGGCCGUCGGCAACGAACACCUGGAGGUCACUGAGCUGCUCCUGCGGCGAGACAACCUGGCCCGUGUCGGGGAUGCGCUCCUGCUGGCGAUUUCUAAAGGUUACGUGCGUAUCGUGGAGGCCCUGCUGGGACAUCCGUCCUUCGCUGGUGGCGAACGACUCACCCGCAGCCCCUGCGAGUUGCAAGACGACGACUUUUACUCAUACGACGAGGACGGCACGCGGUUCUCGCCCGAUAUCACACCUAUCAUCCUGGCCGCCCACUGCCAGAAAUACGAGGUCGUGCACAUGCUGCUGAUGAAGGGCGCCAGGAUUGAGCGGCCGCACGACUACUUCUGCAAAUGCGCCGACUGCACGGAGAAGCAGAGGAAAGACUCGUUCAGCCACUCGCGGUCCAGGAUAAAUGCGUACCGUGGACUGGCCAGUCCGGCCUAUCUCUCUCUGUCCAGCGAAGACCCCGUCCUGACCGCACUGGAGCUGAGCAAUGAGCUUGCCAAACUCGCCAACAUUGAAAAAGAGUUUAAGGAUAAAAAGAACCGUAAUAAAGAGACAUCGCAGCAAAAUGGCUUCUUUCUGAAUGACUACAGGAAGCUGUCUAUGCAGUGUAAAGACUUUGUGGUUGGCGUUUUGGAUCUGUGCAGGGACACGGAGGAAGUGGAGGCCAUCUUGAACGGAGAUAUAUCCGCCGAGCUCGAGGAAGGCCAGCAUCAUCGCUCCCUGCUCAGCCGGGUCAAACUGGCCAUUAAAUACGAAGUUAAGAAGUUUGUGGCUCAUCCGAACUGUCAGCAGCAAUUGUUGACGAUCUGGUAUGAGAAUCUCUCCGGGCUUCGCGAGCAAACCAUCGCAGUGAAGUGUCUGGUGGUUUUGGUGGUGGCGCUGGGACUUCCUCUGCUAGCUGUGGGGUAUUGGUUUGCCCCGUGCAGUAAGCUUGGCAAAAUACUACGCAGUCCUUUUAUGAAGUUCGUUGCUCAUGCAGCCUCCUUUAUCAUCUUCCUGUGUCUGCUGGUGUUCAACGCAUCCGAUCGGUUUGAAGGCAUCACCACCCUUCCCAACGUCACUGUCACUGACCACCCGCUCCAGAUCUUCAGAGUCAAGACCACACAAUUCACCUGGACAGAAAUACUGAUCAUGGUCUGGGUAGCAGGAAUGAUGUGGUCGGAGUGUAAAGAGCUCUGGACAGAGGGUCCGAGGGAAUAUAUCAUGCAGCUCUGGAACGUUCUGGAUUUCGGCAUGCUCUCCAUCUUCAUCGCAGCAUUCACUGCCCGCUUUUUCGCCUUCAUGCAGGCCAUGAAAGCCCAGGAGUAUGUGGAUGAGAAGAUCCACGCUCCAGAUCUCUCACUGGUCACGCUGCCACCAGACAUCAAAUAUUUCACAUACGCGAGAGACAAGUGGCUUCCAUCAGAUCCUCAGCUGAUCUCUGAGGGUCUGUACGCCAUCGCUGUGGUCCUGAGCUUCUCUCGCAUCGCCUACAUCCUCCCAGCCAACGAGAGCUUCGGCCCGCUGCAGAUCUCCCUGGGUCGCACGGUGAAGGAUAUCUUCAAGUUCAUGGUCCUCUUCAUCAUGGUCUUCCUUGCAUUCAUGAUUGGCAUGUUCAUCCUCUACUCCUACUACCUGGGGGCAAAGGUUAACCCCGCCUUCACCACGGUUGAGGAGAGUUUUAAAACUCUCUUUUGGUCCAUAUUUGGGCUCUCUGAAGUGUCCUCUGUGGUGUUGAAAUAUGAUCAUAAAUUCAUUGAAAACAUCGGCUAUGUGCUGUAUGGGAUCUACAAUGUUACCAUGGUGGUGGUUCUGCUCAACAUGCUUAUUGCCAUGAUAAACAGCUCGUACCAGGAAAUAGAGGAUGAUGCAGAUGUGGAGUGGAAGUUUGCUCGAUCUAAACUCUGGUUGUCGUAUUUUGACAACGGCAAGACUCUCCCACCUCCGUUCAGCAUCGUCCCCAGUCCGAAGUCCUUCUAUCUGUGUAUCAAGAGACUGGUCAAUCUGCUCCGGUGUCGCCGGCGCCGCCUGAAAAAAGACGUGGAGCUGGGCAUGGACAAUUCAAAGUCCAGACUGAACCUCUUUACCCAGUCGAGCAUGAGGAUGCCGGACUCUCACAGCUUCAACAGCAUCCUAAAUCAGCCCACACGCUAUCAGCAAAUUAUGAAGCGUCUCAUCAAACGCUACGUACUGAAAGCACAAGUGGACAAAGAAAAUGAUGAAGUGAAUGAAGGUGAGCUGAAGGAGAUCAAGCAGGACAUUUCCAGUCUGCGAUAUGAGCUGCUGGAGGAGAAAUCUCAGGCCACAGAAGAGCUCUCACUCCUCAUACAGAAACUCAGUGACAAACUCAACCCGCGACCUGCCCAUCCGCACUGACCCAAAUCAACAUUGAAGCCAUUCUUGUAAAAUGCUCUCUUCUAUUCCACUUUAAUAU
This is a messenger RNA of Labeo rohita (rohu), 2933 nucleotides long. RefSeq names its product transient receptor potential cation channel, subfamily C, member 3 (gene trpc3). Gene Ontology annotation, biological process: regulation of cytosolic calcium ion concentration; calcium ion transmembrane transport; manganese ion transport. The record is from RefSeq and is a predicted model, not a curated record. The transcript is spliced from 13 exons. Gene Ontology annotation, cellular component: cation channel complex; membrane. Gene Ontology annotation, molecular function: protein binding; inositol 1,4,5 trisphosphate binding; store-operated calcium channel activity. Bases 122 to 2875 code for a protein of 917 amino acids. NCBI's taxonomy places the organism in Eukaryota, Metazoa, Chordata, Actinopteri, Cypriniformes, Cyprinidae.